Messenger RNA from Trichogramma pretiosum, 4508 nucleotides. Its product is annotated as COP1-interactive protein 1-like. NCBI's taxonomy places the organism in Eukaryota, Metazoa, Arthropoda, Insecta, Hymenoptera, Trichogrammatidae. The transcript has 31 exons. The coding region runs from base 503 to 4210 and encodes 1235 amino acids. The record is from RefSeq and is a predicted model, not a curated record.
GCACGCACACACUUUGACUUUUCGAGAGGCAGUUCUUGCGUAUUAUCGUUGUUGGGCAGUGUAUGAGCUGCUGCAAGCCUGAAACGAAGUGCGCUCGUGCCGUAGGGGCGCUGCUGCUGCCUCUUUUGCGCGAUCUCCAACUUCGCUAGUUUAGCCUUAGAUGUAUACCUCUUCGCGGGGAGCACACGCAGUUUAUAUAGUUUCGCGGUCAGCUGCCUGCAAUAUUACAUGCAGGAAUAGUGACUUCGGCUUGUGAUGCGAGUGAGGAGCCGACAAACAGUCUGGCCUUUAGUAAUUGACAUUUAAGUAUUUGAAAAGUUGUCGUGCUGUGCGUGCGUGUGCGUCGCCGCGGAAAGACUGUCCAUGAAACAACAAACAAAUCCAAAGUGUUUCACGAUGCUGUGAGAAACAGCAUCGUCUUCGUACAUGUUCGUUGUACCGAGAGCAUAUAAAAUUUUUAUUUUUUGUGCACAAGCGUUGUUAUAUUAGCAAUUGCAUUGGGAUGGAGCAGCAGCGGUCGUUUCGCGACGACGAAACCGCCGCCGAGGAGUCUUCGGCCUGCGACAACGAGGAGGCCUGCGUCGAGAGCAAUGCACUCAGGAUACUGGGGCAAAUCGAUUGUCUCUACAGAAGCCGGGUGGGCGAACUUGAGGCCAGGCCCGAUCUUGACGAUCCUCAAAGAGUCAAGUUGAAAUUGAAAAUCAUGACUGACUGGGUCAAGGAUUUAGGAGAACAAAACGCCAUGCUUGUUCAGACUGUUCAUGAACUCGAACAAGCUGCUAUCUGUCGAGUAAAAUCAUUGGAAGACCAACUACAAUCUACUACAAGUUUGAUAUCAAACAAUAUAACAAAUUCAAGUAAAUCUGAGAAGGAUCUUAAUACAUUAUCCACUAAAAUAUGCCAAUUGGAGAGUGAACAAGAUUGCAUGCAAUCAAAAAUUACCUCUUUAAAAAGUGAUUUAGACAGUUUGUUAAAACUGAUGAAACGUGGUCAACUUGAUAACAAUUGGAAUCUUGAUGGACUUAUUUUUCAUGAAAUCAAACCUUCUGAUAUUCCAUUACCCAAUUGUAAAUGUAGUCAGGGAAAUUAUAAAACUGAUGAUCAUGAAAAUAGUAAUUUAAUAGCUGAAUUACAAGAAAAUGAAAGUAAAUUGCUUUUGUAUCAAAAUGAACUAGAGGAUAAAAUAUGUAUUCUUGAAAAACAAGUUGAUGCAAAAGAGGAUAUCAUUCAGAGAUUUUCGGAUGAAUUAGAAAAACUGAGAGAUUCCUUGCAAAAAAAUUAUAUUUCAAAAAAUGAUUGUAGUUCUUAUUCAUCUAAUAUCAAUACUGAUUGUGGUAUCACUAGUUCAACUGAUAGCUGUUAUAUUGAUGAAGUUGCAAAUGUUCGCAAGCAGUUACAAAACUCUGAACAAAAAUUAAAAAAAAUAACUCAUGAUUAUGAUUGUGAAAUUUAUAAAUUAAAAAAGGUUUUAAAAGAAAAAUGUAAUGAAUUGGAUAGUAUUUGUGCACGCUAUAAAUGUUUUGAACAAGAAACUGCAGAGGCUCAUGAAGCUUUGACACAAGAAAUAGCUGAAAAACAUGAUACAAUAAUGACUUUGAAAAAAGAAAUUGCCUGUCUCCAAAAUAAGUUAAUAGAAACUGAAAAGGCUGCACAAUUGAAAGAUGAUGUUAUCAUUCAGUUAAGAAAAGAUUUGCAAACAGCUAAUCAAAAGGCAAAAACUUCCACUAGAAAAGUUAAAAUUUGUCCAGAACCUCUUGAGAAUCUUGAAAAAAAUACGGAUGGAGAUACAUUAAGAGAUGUAACAAAACAAUUGGAAGAUUGCAAACGAUUAUUGGAAGUGAAAGAUAAUGAAAUAAAGAUGUUCAAAAAAGAAUUAUCUGAAAAAUCUAGUCAUGUAUAUAGUGAAAAGGAUAACAGUAAUUUCCAUGGCUCUUCCAAUGUUAGUGAGGAUGACAUUAUACCUUAUCUGAUGAAUAUAAUUGAAUCAACGGAAAAAGAAAGAGACAUAAUACUCAACCUAAAGUCUGAAUAUGAAAAGGUUUUAGAAAAUUUAAAACAAACUAAGAGUAUAUACGAAAAUGAUGUAUCUCUUGCUAAUGAAAAACUAGAGGAUAUAUUAUCUUGCCUUUACAACUACAGAACAGAAGUUAUAAAUCAAGAUAAUUGCAGUGAUAAAAACUUCAUAGUAACUGUGGAGAAUAAAAUUGUAUACAUUCAAAAAUUAUUUCAGAGUCAAUGCGAGACGUGUGUUAAAGAAAAUGUUGUGCAAAAGAUAAAAGAAAUAAUUUCUAUAGUAUCUCCUGGAAUUUUAAAAUUGGCUAAAAUGUUUGAAAAUAAAAAUAAGUCAUUACCACUCAUAAAGACAAUGGUGAAGAACUGUAAAUCUAAAAAAAUGGCCAGUGAUGUUAAAAAAGAAAAUGAAAUAGAACAUAAAGAGAUCUUUGCUGCUAUUGUACAACAAUUUCGAAUGAUGGAAGAAUUUCGAAUAUGUACCGUAGAGGUUCAAGCAGCUACGGAAGAUUUACGGGAGGAGAUAUCAGAAAUUAUUUCUAAUUUAAACUCACGUCAUAGCAAAUAUGUAGCACUAGAUCAAAUGAUUACUCUAGUGCAAGAUUACAUUUCAGUAGCCAAAGAUCGUGUUAUAGAAAUAGUAAAUUGCUUAGAACUUCAGAAUGAAGAGAGAAAUCGUCACAAUCAAAGAAUUUCUAAUAACAGAGUAAGAUUAAAAGAUUUGAAAAAUGAACUAAAUACCUCACAAUUAGAUUUGUCAAAGUUUCUCAAUAAUGUACAAAGCGAUAUGCAGCAAAAUGGUCCAUUUGGACACCCAGACGUUCACGCAUGUGAAGAUUUGAUAACGUCAGUGGUUGAAGAAGUUGAACUUAUUGUAAAUAAUCUACAAGCCUUCCAAGAUAACGAGUGUUGUACAGUAUCCUCAAUGACAAAAUUAAAGGAUCAUUUAGUGAGCAUGGAAGAUCAUGUGAGAGGAUUGAAAAAUAAAUCAGAUAAAAUAUUGGAGGAAAAUGAAGAAUCUCACAAAUCAUUCAUAGAAGAAGAAAAACUUUUAGAAAAAUAUGAAUGCGAAGUUGACAAUUGCCAUACUAAAAUGCAAGACGUUCUACAAAGUAUUAUAGAUGUUAGAGAUCAGAUGAACGAAUAUGGGUGCAUCAAAGAAUCUACCAAUUCUUUUGAGAGUACAAACGAGGCAAUAAAAUUGAAAGGAGACUUAAGGAAAGUUAAAAAAGAAUGCGAAGAAUUAAAAUCAAAACUAUCCAGGACUUCACAACUUACAAAAGAACCACGUAAAACAGUAGAUUUACAAUCUCAAAUAAUAGGUUUACAAGAACAAAUUAAAACGUUACAAAGCCAGAAUAAAUGCACUCAAGAAGCUAAUGUACAUUUGAAACGCAGCUUGGAAGAAUUGGAAAAGGAGCUCAGUUGUUCACGAGUUAAGGCUGCAGAAUAUCGGAAAGGAUCUUCUUCAGAAUGUUUUGAAUUGAAAAAGAAAAUUUUUGAAUUGGAAAAUUCCGUAAGAGGUAAAAAAGACACAGAAAAUAACUUCAAGUGUUUGGGAAAUAGUGAUGCCAGAAAAAUGAAACUUCUUGAUUAUACUUUUAAAGACAGUGUUUUAAGGCAUAGUUUACCUGGAGCAUACGAUAAUUUACCACAAAUGUUCAGAUUAUUGCAAGAAGCUAUACAUACGAUGUCUAGUGGAUUGCAAAGACUUAAUUCCGAGUUAACUGUAUUGUUACCCAAGGGAUCACCUGUUGAUUAUAAUGAUUCAGUGAGCUGUGCAGUGGAAAAAAUAUCUGAAUACAUAGAUUCAGUCAAAAAUUGUUCUUUCGAAGUUGAGAAAGCUAAAUCAGCUUUAUAUUCAAAAGAUAAACUAAUGGAAAAUAUGGAGAAAAUUAUUAAAAUUCAAAAAGACUCUAUAGCAAUAUCACAAACAGAAGUAGAAGAUCUUCAUAAAGCUUUGCAAGAAAAGAUCGUUGAAAAGGCAAAAGUCGUAACACAGUAUGAAGACGAAAAAAGUCAACUUAGUAAGCAGAUUGAAAUGCAAGAACAAACAAUCAAGAAUUUAAAAGAAAUUGUGAUCAAUUCCAAACGUAGAAUUGAACAAUUGACUAGCAGAGUUGCAACUGACGUGAGUGAGCCAUCCUGGUCUUCCGCAUCUUCUUCUGUGCUCAGUCAUAGAACUCCGCACGAUUUUUAAUAAUUCAAUAAAAUCGUAGUAUUAAGUUUUUUUUGAAAAUUUUCUGAAAAAUAAUUCCACUAAUACGUAAUGAAUGCUAAGCAAUAUAACGCACCUUCUACCGACAAACAUAUGAAGGUAAAGCUGAUGAACUUUUUUAAGAAAAAAAGUGCGAUAAAGGAAUUAUGUAAAUAUAAAUUUGAAUUCAAUCAAAGGAAAGAGAUGUUCAAUAAUUAAAUCAUGUUGAUAGUUGUUUUAAGAUUUAAAUAUAUUCUAGCAUUGGAACUAUUUGUUUCAAUGUCUACUAUGAAUUACCUGA